Molecule: messenger RNA, 780 nt
Organism: Rubroshorea leprosula
Lineage: Eukaryota; Viridiplantae; Streptophyta; Magnoliopsida; Malvales; Dipterocarpaceae
Source: the annotation of a GenBank genome assembly
UGCAAAUUGCAGGUUGUGAGAGAUUUUUGAGAUGCUUUUGCUUCAUAUUUUUUAAUUAUUGUCUAAAUAAUUUUAAUGUACAAAAUGAAAAGAACAUUGCUGGAACAUUGCUGGCGAUGGAAAGAACAGAAGCAGUGAUCAAUGGGUAAAAAAGCAAUUUUCAAUGGGUUUCCAUUUGCUUGGUUAGGUUAGAAAAUUAUAUAGUUUGGGUGUUUGAGUGUUUGAAUGAUGAAAAAAUGGUUUAAUCAGUGUUUUGCAAUAGAUGUUUGGUCGUGGAAUAGAUGUUUGGUUGGUGAGAAAAUUGUAAUGUUUAUGAAGAAAAUUUGCAGAGAAAAUUUGAUGAGGAAAUUUGUGAUUUAAUUAAAAAUUUGUGAUUUAAUUAGAAAUUAAAUAAAAAAAAAUUUUAAGUGGACACGUUUUUAAUUUAUUUUUGCCACGUCAGCAAAAAAAUUAUAAAAAAUACCACGUUGAUGUUAAAUGGAGAAGAAUUAGAAAAAGGACUUAAAUGCAAGGAGCAAAUUGCAAAGAUCAGAAAUAUGAUGAUCAACUUGCGCGGAAUCCAGGAGUCAGGGACCAAGACUGUUAUUCUGCCAUUAACCAAAGUUGCACAAAAGGCCAAAAACCCGACACGGAGGAUGCAGUUGACGCUCCACUCAAAGUGCCGGCACCUUGUAAAGAGUGUCGACCCCUUGCGCGAUAAUUCAGCCAAAUCAUUGUGAUGUGGGUCCCACAACCAUUCUAAUUAGGGUUUUUAGGAUUCUAUAAAUACCCAUCCAAGUU